UUAAGGGUUGGAUUUUCAUUAGUCUCACUAAGUUACUUAUCAAUUGGCUUUGGAUGUUCAGGAAAUUCUACCAGACAACAUUGUAUUGUGUUGACCAGGAGGUGGAAGUUUGAAUAUUUGUCUAGAAAUCUAAAAGUGUUGCUUGUUUAAGCACAAGAAUGGCACUGGCUCCCCCUCCAACAGUUGCCCUUGGUUCAGUAGCCUUUGCAGUCUUCUGGGUUCUAGCAGUUUUCCCAUGUGUGCCUUUUCUACCUAUUGGGAGAACGGCAGGGUCCCUACUGGGUGCAAUGCUUAUGGUCAUAUUCCAAGUUCUGACUCCAGAUCAAGCUUUUGCUGCAAUUGAUAUUCCAAUUCUUGGUCUUCUUUUUGGCACAAUGGUUGUUACUGUUUUUCUUGAAAGAGCAGACCUGUUCAAGUACUUGGGGAAGCUGCUCUCAUGGAAAAGUAGAGGACCAAAAGACUUACUUUGUAGAAUCUGUGUGAUUUCUGCUAUUUCAAGUGCUUUUUUCACCAAUGACACCUCUUGUGUUGUGCUGACUGAAUUUGUGUUGAAAAUUGCAAGGCAGCAUAACCUCCCACCUUACCCUUUCCUUCUUGCACUUGCUUCAAGUGCUAAUAUUGGCUCCUCAGCAACCCCAAUUGGGAACCCCCAGAAUCUGGUUAUAGCUAUUCAAGGCAAAAUAUCAUUUGGGAGUUUUCUAACUGGCAUUCUUCCAGCUAUGCUUGUAGGACUUGUGGUGAAUGUUUUAAUGCUUAUAGUCAUAUAUUGGAGGGUGUUAACUAUUCACAAGGAUGAAGAGGAUCCAAUUUCACAAGUGGCAGAAGAGGAGAUUAUGUCUCAUCAGUUUUCUCCAGCCAUAAUGGCUCAUUGUGCAUCCUUUAAUUCUGAAGAAUGCAAUGACAGUUCAGAACCAACUAAUAAUCUUCAGAACUCUUCUCAAGUUCACACUAUGACAAACCAAAAAGUGCAUAGUUUAAGUGAAGUUCAGAUGGGUGUUAGUAGCACAAACUCAAAGGAUUCCACAACAACCACAAAUGCAUCCAAGAAGGGGACCAGUGACACCAAUCCUUCAAAAGAUGUUGCAGUAGUAGUGGAUAGACCUAUAGAAGCACGUAUUAUGCACUCUUCACAAGGAAAGGAGGACUAUUUGAGCUUAAAAUGGAAAAGGAUACUAUGGAAAUCUUGUGUUUAUGCAAUCACAUUGAUGAUGUUGAUUGCAAUGCUUCUUGGUGUAAAUAUGGCAUGGGCUGCAAUUGCAGCUGCAAUAAUUUUGGUUGUGCUUGAUUUCAAAGAUGCAGGGCCUAGCAUAGACAAGGUCUCUUAUUCCCUUUUGAUAUUCUUCUGUGGAAUGUUUAUAACAGUAGAUGGCUUCAAGAAAACUGGAAUUCCAAGUGCUCUGUGGGACUUAAUGGAGCCUUAUUCCAGAAUAGAUCAUGCUACUGGAAUAGCUAUACUUGCUGUAGUUAUACUUGUCCUAUCAAAUUUGGCUUCAAAUGUACCAACUGUUCUGUUGCUUGGAGCAAGAGUUGCAGCCUCAGCUGCUGCAAUUUCCAAAGAAGAUGAGAAGAAGGCAUGGCUAAUCCUAGCUUGGGUGAGCACUAUAGCAGGAAACUUUUCACUGUUAGGAUCUGCUGCAAACUUGGUUGUGUGUGAACAAGCUCGUAGAGCUCCAAACAAUGGAUACACAUUAACUUUUUGGACUCAUCUCAAAUUUGGUCUUCCUUCAACUCUCAUAGUCACUGCCAUUGGAUUAAUCCUCAUAAGAUGAUAAAAGAAUAACUGAAUCAGACAUUUACACAAACAAGUUAUGUUCAUUGUAGCACAUUUUAAGGUUGUGUACAUGUACAUAAACAAAGGAUUUCUCUAUUUUUUUAUCAUUUAUAUCAUCAAAUAAAUGCAUGAUCACGAUGAUCCUAGCAAAAAUGUUUGUUAGGAAUUCUCUGAAUAAUAAAAUGCCAAGUGUUAUAUUUCUUUAGUUGCUUAACUUUCUCUAAGUUAGUACACUCACAUCAGAUGCUACCCUUUUGCAACUUUAUGUCCCAUGGGUUGC
Vigna umbellata (rice bean) is the source of this 2051-nucleotide messenger RNA. Its product is annotated as silicon efflux transporter LSI2-like. NCBI's taxonomy places the organism in Eukaryota, Viridiplantae, Streptophyta, Magnoliopsida, Fabales, Fabaceae. Gene Ontology annotation, cellular component: membrane. The record is from RefSeq and is a predicted model, not a curated record. Gene Ontology annotation, biological process: transmembrane transport.